CCACGCCAGUGCAGGGGUCGCAAGUGCAACGGCUUCCAGCUUCGGUUCAGAUGCCAGGGAACUUUGUUACUUUAUCUUGGCUCCUUCUUAAAGCAGCUAGCUAGCUACCGCAGUAAAGCAGCGUUCGUGAUCUAACAGUCGUAAAAGUGCUUCACUGUAGUUUUAUUUUCUUAUUUUAUUCUAAGUGUUUGACAACGACCCCACGCGCGACCAAGAUCUGAACAUAUAGCAGCAUAGCUUAGUAUUAUAAAUUCUUACUUUAGUUUAGUUUUUAUACCGUUUAGUUGCAGUUCAAGCUGCUCAUUGAAGGGACUCCUUUUCCAGACUAAUCAAUUCUGUCAGCAAUUGCUCUUUGUGUCGUGAUUUAUGAACGUCCGUUUUAUUCAUAAGAAAAACAAAAAUUACAAAACACCAGCAAUCUGUGAUAACUACCAAAAUUUUCAUCAUGUUCACAUUUUAUAGAGCGCAGCUUCCUCUUUUACUCGUACUUUUUACGAUUAUAGGUACAACACUGGCCUGUGAACUGGACCAAAUGCAUCACGGUUGUAGAAUCGCCAGUGCUAAGUGCAGCUGCGGAUACGGUUGUCGGUCUGAAUACAGAUACAACAAUAUCAAGGAGUGUUAUCGCUCAUUAAAUGGGAGUCGCAACGACAUAUGCUACAGAAGACCUUGCAGACACGGAGGUUCCUGUCUUCAAAUAUCCCAGGAUCCUGGAUUCAAAUGCCAAUGCGAAGGCACCGGUUUCUACGGACCUCGAUGUGAUAAUGCUUGUCCCGGCCCACAAAAUUCGCUCAUCCAUGGACCGUUUCCUUACGAGUGCGUUGUGAUUUAAUUAUUUUUCCAUCAUUUGAAUAUAAAGUAUGAUUUAUCUCCCAACUAACGUUCAUCGAUUUAAAUAUAUAUUGUUAUAGGUAUAUUUUUCUCACCAGAAUCUUUAUAAACAACACAAUUAUAAUAGUAAUAAUAAUAAUACAUCUUGUACAUAUUGAAAAGCGUAGUCUGCAUGAUUUUCAUAGCACAAUUAUGUGUACAGUGCCUAGAUGUAACUAGCGUAAAAAAAAGAGAAGUGGAUCUCUUUCUGACGUCCUAUGAUCUUCUCUUCCCAAACGAUGAAUUUUCACCAAUUGACCCAUCGAUGUAAUUGAACAGAUCUCAAAAAUAUUUCAAUCACCCCAACUGAAGCGCAGGGUGAACUAAUUAAAUUUCCAACGGAGCCUCAGAAAAAAAAAAAA
Messenger RNA from Athalia rosae (coleseed sawfly), 1232 nucleotides. Its product is annotated as protein crumbs-like. The coding region runs from base 446 to 832 and encodes 128 amino acids. The record is from RefSeq and is a predicted model, not a curated record. The transcript has 4 exons. NCBI's taxonomy places the organism in Eukaryota, Metazoa, Arthropoda, Insecta, Hymenoptera, Athaliidae.